Messenger RNA from Closterium sp. NIES-65, 10539 nucleotides. Lineage: Eukaryota; Viridiplantae; Streptophyta; Zygnematophyceae; Desmidiales; Closteriaceae. The record is from the annotation of a GenBank genome assembly.
AUGGCGUCGUUGUUCAAGCCGGGAUGCACGGAGGCAUAUCUUGCCGUGUUUUCAGAUGACACACCUGAAACAUGGUGCUGGCUAGGCUACGAAGGCAACUCCCUUGUCCCGGCGGGGACCGGCACUGGCGACGUCAACGACAUGGUUACAAAGUGCGAGGACAACAAUAUUCUGUACGGUUUGCUACGAUUGGUCAAGAUGGACGACGGCGGCGACUCGAAGCGCGUGAAGUUCGUCUUCAUCACGUGGGUCGGCGAGAGCGCGUCGCCGCUCAAGAAGGGGAAGGUCGCUCUUCACAAGAAGGACUGCGCGACUCUAUUUAAGGGUUUCCACAUUGAGAAGCAGUUAUAUGAGAGGGAGGCCCUGGCGGGCCUGCAGAAGGAUAUUGAUGACACGCUGAAGAUGGCGGGCGGCGCUAACUAUGACAUGGGCAACAUCCGCAUGGGCGUGCAGGCCGGCAACUCCGACAGCUACAAGUCCUUGUUAGCCUCCCUGUUUCCCGCUUUCUUUCUCCCAGUCUCACACCUUUUCUUUUCUUCGUCUCCCCUCGUCCUUCCCCCCACCGCCGUUCCAGCCACCCGCGUGUACCUGGAGAUUCUAUUCUUCGAGAACUCCCGCCCGCUGCACCGCGCGCUGCUCUCCGCGCUCGUGCGUAUCUUCGCGCUCCAUGGGGAUGGCGCAGCCGGGCGGGACAGGGGGAAGGGCGGAGCCGGAGGGGGAGGGCGGAAGGGGAAAAAAGAGGGGAAGGGAAAGAAACAAAGGGGCGAGCGAGCCGAGAGAGAGACAGGUGCGGGGGAUAGCCAGGCAGAGAGGGGGUUUGGAGGCGGAGGAGUGAGGAGGGGAUACGGAAAGGCUGAUGGGGAGAGUGUUGCAGGGAGAGCGAGGGCGAUAGUGGAGAUUGUUAUCGCGUUGUGCUGUAACGAGUACGGCGUUGGUGGUUCUAAGAGGCGGCAGUUCGCUGCAGCUGCAGCAGGAGCGUCCAUCACUGCCGCCCAAUUCCAGGUCUGUGCUUGCCGCCCAGUUCCAGGUCUGUGCUUGCCGCCCAGUUCCAGGUCUGUGCUUGCCGCCCAGUUCCAGUCUCUGUUUCACUGCAUGCCGUGUCUCCGCCCCGCUUGCUUUCAACCCACGGCGUCCCUCACCCUACAUGCCACACCAUCUCGUAUGCUAGCCACUCGUGCCAUCCGCCCCCAUGCACCGCCGUCCCCAUUCCCUUCCUUCCAGGCACCCUUUGACAACUCUGCUCGCCUCGUGGCGCGACAGCUGGCGCACGUGCUGAGUGCAGACGUGGCAGAAGUGGUGGACCACAUGCAGCCAAGUGGCAGUAGCAAGGACAGGCUGGUAGUGGGGAGCGAGAGGAGCAAAUGUGACAACAUCGAGGGGGGCACUGAUGCUCCUGUCUCGGAUGAGGGCAGGAGCACAGGUGCAGAAGAAGCCUCAGGUUUGGGAGUACGAACCGGAGCAGGUUCGGAAGGGGGCGGGCACGUGGUACCAGCAACGAUGGAGCUGUGUCAGGAGGCGCUGUCAACGCUCUACUACCUGCUGCAGCGCUACCCCCACCAGUUCGCCGCGCACCCUCCCACCAACCUCACUCACGACGGCUUCGCCUCGCACCCUCCCAGCAGCCAGGGACAAGGCUCGCGAAGCAUUCAAGGCUGUGAGAGGAAUGGGCGCAGGGAGAGCAGUGAGGCUGAUGGGAGUGUUGAGAGCAAGGGCGUGUGUGAGGAGCUGCUGUCAGUGCACGGCGCUGUGGUGAGAGUGCUACAAACGGGGGUGCUUUCCAGAGACGCCACUGUAGCAGCGGCUGUCGCUCUCUGCGCUCUGCUGCCUCUCAUCCAAUCAGAAACAAGCUCUGGUGCAACAGCAGGAGAAGAGAAGGUCGAACAGGAGGAGGAGGAGCGGAGGGAAGGGCGGCUGGCUGUGGCUCUAGCACGCUCCUUCUUUGCCUCCCCUGCCUCCUCUUCCUCCCCUUCCGCCCCUGCCAUGCUGCCAUCAGCUGCUGUCGCGAGUCCUACCCCUGCUGUGCCUGCAGUGCCAGCAACCGGUGUAGCAGCGGCUGCUAGCGAGUUUGUGGACCCAUUGACAGCACUGGAGGCGUUUAAAACGAGGCAGGGGCGAGCAGCAGGGCAGUCGCAUGCAUGGUUGGUGAACAUGGGGAGGUUUCCUCUGUUCAGCCAGCUGUGCUGCAUCCGAGGCAUGCUCACUGCUGUUCCCCGCCAAGCCCUCACUCACCUCCUGCUGCUGCUGCCCACGCCUGUGGCCGUGCCUGCACAGCCGCUUGAAGCAGCAGGUACAGCAGCAGGUACAGCAGCAGGUACAGCAGCAGGUACAGCAGCAGGUACAGCAGCAGGUUUAGUAUCACCAGCAUCAGCAGGUGCAGCAGGGGAGGCAGCGACCCCCCAGGCAGUGGAGGUGCACUGCUGGUCGCUGCUCUUUCACGGGCUGCUGCCCCGCGUCCUCUCCUUCUGUGAAGCUUCCUCCGACGCACACACCAAGUUCCAUGCGCUCACUGCCCUCCAGAUCUGCCUCCACCAGAUCAAGACAAGCCUGUUGGACGGCACCUGCGCUGCCUCCCGUGCACUGUUCACCCGCCAGGUGGCUCGAAUUCGUGCCGCGUGGCAGUCUGGGAUUUGCGGAGCGGAGGUGUUAGCAGCAUCAGCAGCAGUGAGAGGAAUCCAGGAAGCUGACAUAUUUCCUCUUAGCCAAUUGGUGGACAAGUUGAUGGAGGAUGGCGGUGUGCCGGCGUAUGAGGAGAUGCCACGUGGCAGUGUGGAUAGGAUCCUGGCCGCUGUGUGGGGCCACUGGGAGGAUCCGCUGACUCAGACGGCGAGGCAGGCCCACGUGGCACUGGACCUGCUGCUGGACGUGGUGGAGUGCGUGGAGAAAAGGGGGGGCGGGGAGAAAGGGGGGGGUGGGGAGAGGGACGUGGGGGUUAUGGAGGAUGAGACGAGCAGUGGAGAGGAUAUGAGGGGAAAAGAUGCUGCUGGUUUGGUAGGUGAUGGUGUGAAAGAUGGGGAGGAGAGAGGGAGGGGGGAAGAGGAGGAGGAGGAUGAUGUGGUGGAGGGGUUGGGGUUUAUGAUGGAGGAAGAGCAGGAAGGAGGGGCAGAGGAGGGGCGAGAGCAGGAGGCAAAUGGGACAGCAGAGGCGGACCCGGUUGCUGCACCGGGAGGGGUGGCUUCAGGAGCAACCCUCCCUGACGCAGCAGCAGGGGAAGGGACGGACGAGGAGGUGGCUUCUGGGGCGGGUGCGUCCUGUGUGGGCGGCGAGUUUCGGCAAUUUGCAAAGCAGCUUGCUCAGGAGGUGCUGGCGACGGGGCCGCACAGGAAGGGGCGGUACGUGCCCCUGGCGUCCCUUGCCCUGCGCCUCGGUGCUGCCCGCCUGCUACUCUUGAGCAAGCAGGGGCGCACAGGGGGCGAGGAGGGCGGGACGGCGGAGGGGCGUGAGAGGGGUGAGAGGGAGGGCGCUGCAGUGGGUAUAGAUGGAGAAGCAGGGGGCGUGCGAUUCCCUGUGGGUGUGUUGGGGGAUGCGCUAGCAGCCAUGGGCGAUGAGGGCGUGUGCUGCGCUGUCGCAUCCUUCCUCUCCCCCUUCCUCUCUCGCCUCCGCGAGGAGUGCUGGGCUGGUACAGCAGGAGGGGUGGGAGGAGGGGAGGGACAGGAGGGCGGAGGGGAGGGGGGAGGCGACGUGGCGUGGCGGCGGGUGUGGAUGCCGGCAGUGCUGUGCGGGCUGGUGGCGGGGCCAUCACUGCAGCGCACCAACGUGGCCACCUACGCCCUCCCCGUGCUGCUCUCCCUCGACCCCCCCUCGCUCUGGCCCCUCCUCUCCUUCCUCACCGCGCUGCCCCCACACAGCGACGGAGGAACAGGUGUUGAGGAUAGAUUGGGCAGCGCGGUGGCAGUGUGGGAGCAGUGGCCGGAGCUGGCGGAUGUGAGGGGCGGGCCGCAUGGGGAAUACCCGUGGGGGGCGAGUGUGGACGCGCGGGUGGGGGCGGUGGUGGCGCUGCUGCGCAUGGGGCGAGGCAUGGGCGUGCUGGAUGGACCCCUGGAGGCUGCUGGUAGUGGCAGGAGGGAUAUGAGGGCGCAGAGGGCGCGUUCAGAGGAUAAGGGAGAGGAGGAGGAGGAAGAGAGUGGGGAUGGGGAGAAAGGGAGGGCGGAUGGAGAGGAGGCGGGGAGGAGUGACUGGUCCGGUGGGCCGCAGACCGUGCUGACGUGGAUGCUGGAGCGGGCGACGUGGCACGCUGACGAGGCGGUGCGGGUGGACGUGGCGGAGCUGCUGUGCAUCUCGUUCCGCACCACGGCCAUGCCGUCCCCCCCCGAGCUGCGCCUGCUGGGACUCGCCUUUCCCCUCAACCUGCGCUGCUCCUCGCCCAACCUGCGCAUGCGCUGCUGCUCCAUCGUGCGCCGCUUCUUCUCCCGCGUUCGCGCUGCCGUGGAGCGGCAGGAGAGGAUGGCUGCCGUGGAGCGGCAGGAGAGGAUGGCUGCCGUCACUCGCCGCCAGAGAACGGUUGCUCUGGGUGGAGGUGGAGCAGGGAACGGAGGUAAUGCUCUGGGAGGAGGUGAGGAGGGGGAGGAGGGGGAGGAGGGGGAGGAGAGGGAGGAGGGGGCGAGCGUGGGCGAGGUGCAGGCGUUCAUGCAGUGGCUGACGGCGCUGCUCUUCUCGUCGCUGUACCCCUCAGCGCCCUACGAGCGCAAGAGCAUGGCGCUGGACACGCUCUCCGCGCUCAUGGACGUGUGGAGCCCGCAUGACUUCCUCCCGCCCCACACUGCCGCUACACCGCCCCCUCACACCACCCCACACCUCCCAACCUUCUCUCCCUACCCACCCGGUGCACUGGCCCCCGGCAGCACGCACCUCCUGCUGGCAGCAGCGGUGGACAGCUGGGACCGCCUGAGAGAGGCGGCGCUGGGGGUGCUGCUCAAAUACCCUGCUCCGCUGCCGGGGUUAGAGAGCGCAGGGCAGGUGGCGGAGGUGGUGGAGUGGGCGUGUGGGCUUGUGAUGAGCCCGAGGGUGAGGGAGAGUGAUGCGGGCGCGCUGGUGCUGAAGCUGGUGUUCAAGAAGUAUGUCGUGGGGCUGGGGUGGCAAGUGAUGGUGUUUCCUACCGUUACUGUCACUCCACCUCCUCCUCCUCCUGCUCCUGCAGCUGCUGCUGACUGUGCUAUUGAGUCAGGGGGCAGCAAGAGCGGGGGGCAAGGGGCAGUGGUGGAGUACCUUGAGUCGCUGAGCGAGUGGCUGGCAGCGGUGGUGGAGGAGGGCGAGAGGGACAUGAUAGGCGCGUGCCGCCACAGCCUCGUGCACGGCGUGCUGCUGCUUCUCCGAUACACGCUUGAAGAGGUUGACUGGACCCAACCAUCCCUGCAUCAUGCUGCUGCUGCUCAUGUUGGUGGUGGUGGUGAUGCUGAUGCAGCAGGGGGCAUGAGGGAGGUGCUGCGGCGGGUGCUGGCGCUGGUGCUGCGGGUGACGGGGCUGGCGCUGUGGGUGGUGGCAGCAGAUGGGUUGCGUGUGGACGUGGGGGAGGGGGGCAGGUUGCGCGUGAGUGACAAGGAUGCACAGGGGACCAGUGCGGCGUGCCGUGAGGGGCAAGAGGAGGAGAAUGAGGGGGAGGAGGAAGGCGAAUAUGGGGAGGUAGAGGGCAGCGAUGCCGAUGGUGGUCUCAGUGAUGCUGAUGCUGCUGAUUAUGCUGCUGCUGACGAUGAUGGCAUGGGAGCAGGUGCAGGCGAUGGCAGUGGGCAGCAGCUGGCGCCCGUGGAGCAGAUGGUGAUGGUGGCGUGCUGGCUCUCCAUGAAGGAGGUCUCUCUGCUCCUCGGCACGCUCGCCCGCUCCGUGCCGCUGCAGGCUCGUGCGGGGGCAGGCGAGGAGGAGGCGGAUGGGGAGGAGGGAGGGCGGGAGACGGGGAGGAGGGGAGAGGGAGGGGAAGUGGAGGGAGGGGGAGAACUGCUGGAUGCUGCGCAGCUCAAGCAAGUGGGAGAUCACUUCGUCUCACUCCUCCUAGCCAUGAAGCACAACGGAGCGGUCGACAAGACACGGGCCGGCUUCAUAGCGCUCACAGACCGCCUGCUGCGCUGCCCCUCGCCCGCCCUCAACGCCCUCCCGCGCGCCUGGCUCACCACGCUACAGCGCCGCCUGACAGCGCCCCACCAGACCCUCACCGACCUCAUCCGCCGCUCUGCCGGCCUGCCUGCUGCGUUCCUGGGGCUGUUUCUGGGCGAGCCGCAAGGGGCGCCCAAAGUGCUGCUGCCCCGCGCUGUGGCGUGGUUGUUGGAGGUGGUGCGGGGGGCGGAGAGAGGGGGUGGGGUGGGGAGAGUCGCGGAGGGUGGGGGGAUUGGUGCACAAGUGGGAGGAGGGGCAGGAGGGGAAGAGUGGAAAGGUGGGCGUGCAGAGCAGGCAGGGGAAGCGCUGGUGCCAGGACCAGCAACAGCAGCACAAGGGGUGCAAGCAGCAGCAACAGCACCUGCGCUAUCCCUCAAAGCACGCGAGGAGGGAGUGGUAGCAGCGGUGCAUGCAUGGAACGUGCUGCGCCUGGCCUUCCAUGACACGCACCUUGCCACCGACACCUCCGCCUUCUGCUCGCCCGCCCUGCAAGCCGCCGUCACCGCCGCGCGCUCGCCCCACUGGGAGGUGCGCAAUGCGGGUGGGCUGUGCCUGGUGGCGCUGCUGCACCGCAUGCUGGGCUUCAAGAACGUGCCGCGGGCGGGGCGGCCGUGGGCGCGGGAGCAGGUGGUGUGCAAGCAGACGGCACGGCAGAGCAUGACAGCCGUGGAGUUCUUCCUGCGCUACCCUGAUCUGCACGCCUUCUUCCUCCGCCACCUCCGUGAGGCUGCACUCGCUUUCCUUCCACCUGCUCAGCACCCCCCUGGUGAUCUUCUCCACCCCCCUGUCGACGAUUCCCCCUCCUCCAACGCCACUUCCAGUGUCACCGCCUCCUCUCCCCCCGCCUCCUCCCAGCCGCUGCACCCCGCCCUGGCCCCUGCGCUCAUCCUGCUCUCGCGCCUCAAGCCCUCCACCCUCACCUCCCCCUCGCCCUCCUCCUUCCUCUCCCCCUCCGCCUUUGUGCCCGCCGUCUCGCUGUGCGCCGCCCACCCCCGCAUGCACGUCCGAGAGCUCGCCGCCCGCGCGCUUGUUCCCAUCGUGGCCUCCACGGAAGUUUCUGGGAUGCUGCUGAAGCUGGCUUGCAGCCUCCCUGAGGAGUGGGGAAGGAGGGGUGGGAUGGUUGGAAUUGUCGAGAGAAGAAGUGAGGAGGACAAGGAGGAGGAAUGUGAGAGGGGAGGUGAAGAUGUGGGUGGGAGGGCGAGUGAAGCAAUGGGGUACAAUGCAGUGCAUGGUGUGCUGCUGCAGAUGCGCCACCUGCUCUCCGCCUACUGGAUUGCAGGCACCACAGGCCAGGCGCAGCAGCAGCAGCAGCAGCAGGGGGGAGGGGAGGGGAGCAGCAGGGCAGCAGGCGUGCAAGAGGUGCUGCAGGCAUUGCAGCAGCGGCGGUGGCUGGGCGAUCCCCAUGCCUGCUGCUGCCCCUCCGUGGUUGCAGAGUACCUCACCGUCUCCCACCUCCUCCUCUCCUCCGCGCUCCACUCCUGCCCUCCCCUCUCCGCCCUCCUCUCCUCCGCCCUCCACUCCACCUCCCUGUCCUCCCCUCCCCUCUCCACCCCUCUCCCCACCGCCCCUCACCCCUCUGCACCGCCCCUCACCCCCAUGGUACACGCCACAGCAGUCACAUUCAUCCCGCUCGCCCUGCGGGCCUUCUCCUUCCACCCGCCUCUCCGCUUCGCCAUUCUAGACCCCACAGCGCUCGCUCUCAGGCAAACCGCCGCCUCCCUGCUGCUCUCCCCAGAAGCUGUGUGCCUGGCGGGCCGAGGCCUGUGGGAGGGGCUGGGUGCGGUGGAGGCGGAUACAAGGGGAGAAGAAGGGGUGGGAGAGAGUGGGGCGUGCAGCAGUGCGGGGGCGUUCUGGAAGGUGGCGCUGUCGGCAGUGCAAGACGCCUGUCGGGAUGUGCAGCUGUCGGCUCUCCGCUCCCUCUCCCACCUCCUCGCCUCCCCUCGCUUGCUCGCGCCGCUGCUGCCACCGCUCCAGACCGCGCCACACCGCAGCAGCAGCGAGGGCGGAGUGGGUGCAGUGCUGGUGGCGGUGGUGCAGGGGGUGCAGCAGGAGAGGCGUGUGAAGGGGCGGGACGAGAUGAGGUGCCGGCGGCUGCUCAAGGUGCUGCUGCCCGCCCUCUCCCUGCCCUCCCUGCAGCCCCUCCUGAUGUCCCUGCUGCCUCAAGCUCUGCAUCCCGAGGAAGCACCACUGGCAGGGACAGCAGAGCCGAGGCAACCUGGCGGCCCCUCCCACGAGCCUGACAGCGCUGCAGCUAGCAGCGAUAGGAGUGGGGGUGCAGCGCUGUGGGCGGUGGUGCUGGAGGGCCGGGGCACGGGGAACCUGCUGCAGCUGGCUGCCACGUGGCUGCAGCUGAUUGGCGAGCAGAGCGCAGCGCACCAGCCGGUGAGUGUGCGACGGGCAGCAGCAGAGGCGGUGGUGUCAUCAGGACUGCUGCUGGAGGCGGGUAGAAUGGGGCACGUGCUGCGCUGUGAAGCACAGGGAGGGAAGGGAGAGGAGGGAGAGGAGGGUGGGGAGGGAGAGGAAGGAGGGGAGGGUGCAGUGAUGGAGUAUGCGAGGGUGGUGGUGCGGGCAUGGCUGACAGUGAUUCGCAUGAUGGAGGAUGAAGACGAGACGCUCCGCAAGUCCCUCGCCACUGCCGUCCUCACCAUCACCACCACUGCCGCUGCUGACGCCGCACACCCACACGCACCACCCACUACAGCAGCAGUGUCCUCUUCCUUUGUGGCAGCGCAGGUGGAGCGGGCAGUGGAGGCAGCACUGGCACACGUGUCGCUGUGUCUGCACUCCUGCCCGCCCGCGCUGCUGCCCGCACACCUGGCGACCUGGGUGCUUCACCCGGACUUUGUCUCCCCCUCGGGCUUUCAGCACCUCACUCCCUUGGAUCGCCUGGGAGAUGAGCUGGUGAGUGACGAGGAUGAAGAGGCAGAGCAUGAGGAGGAGAGUGCAGCGGAGAGUAAGAGGAGAGAUGGGGAAACGAGAGUGAGUGCAGAAGCAGCAGCAGCAGCAGCAGCAGCAGCAGCAGCAGCAGGAGGAGGAGGAGCAGGAGGAGCAGCGGCAGCAGUGCGGGCGGUGCCGGGGUUUGUGCGGAGGCUGUUUGACCGAGAGGUGGAUAAUCACCAUGAGGAGCCCUUGCUGCUUGCACACCUCUGCUGCCUGCACCUGCACCAAGCGCUGCAGCACUGCCCGCCUUCCCCUGCGCUCUUCAAAACAAUCACCACCUGGAAACUGGUCUUUGCGAAAAGGUUUUUCACCGAGGCUGCCCAAGCUGCCCGGCUAUGUAAGUCGAUGAAAUGGGUGGGCGGGCCGACGUUUCACCAGGACUCGUUUUCUGCUCUGAUCCGGCCGCUGCUGGGGUUGUGGGCGCUUAGCAAAGUGUCGUUUGCAGGAGCUGGGCAUGUUGAGUGUCUCUCUCUGGGUUGGAGAAAUAAGAGCAGAGUGGAGUGUGAAAAGCAGUGCUCUGAGAGCAGCAGUGGGGAUGGGAGUGAGUGCAUGGCAGCAACGAGUGUGUCGCAAGCAGCAGCCGAGGAUGUGCAGAGGACAAGGAAGCUGGUCAAGGCAGCUGCGAGGAAGCUGCAGGAGAUGCCUGUGAAUCCCAUCCUGCAGAGUGUACUCUCAGAAGUGAUGCGGGCUAAUGCUGCAGCUGUUGAUAAUGCUGGUGCCCGGGAGAGACAUGGAAAGGGGGUGUGUCGAGAGAAUGAUGUGCUGUGGUGUGAUCCGCUUUUCCUCUUGCAUGCUCAGUCAACACUGUAUCAGGACAGCUACGGCAUGGAGGGCGUGGCGGUGAUCACGCUGGGCGGCAAGGUGCAGCACGGGCUGAAACACGUGGAGGUGUUCAUGAUGACGUUCGCCCCCGGUGCCAAGACGCCCAUUCACUCGCACCCGCAGGAGGAGGUGGUGGUGAUCACGCGCGGAGAGGGCAAGGUGUGGGUGGUGGAGGAGAAGAAGACAGAGCCGUCCGCGCAUGCAGUCAAGCGCAACACCACCGUUACCUUCCAACCCAAGGCCCUGCACCAGAUUGUGAAUGACGCCACGGAGGAGCUGCAGCUGAUAGCGUCCUACUCCAACCCGCCCCACAAGAUGGCCAUUGUGAAUGACGGCAAGGAGGAGCUGCAGCUGAUAGCAUCGUACUCCAAGCCGCCCCACAAGAUGGCGGUGCACGCCACGUGGCAGACCGCCCGCAAGGACGCUGAGAGCGCCGGCCGCGCCUCGUGGGAUGCGUGUGUGGUGCGAGAGGGGGAGGGGGGUGAGGCGGUGGAGUGGGAGAGAGGGGCGGCGGAGAAGAAGCAAGGGGGUGCUGCUGAGACAGCUGCUAACGGGGAGGCUGGUGCAGCGACUGGAGGGAAUGUGGUGGGGGAAGAUGCGACUGCGAGAGCAGAGGAGGACGAGCUCAGAAGGGACUUGGAGGGAGACGGUGGGGAGGUAGCAGGGUCGUCACAGGAGGUGAAGGAUGAGCUGUAG